Messenger RNA from Aphanomyces invadans, 2373 nucleotides. RefSeq lists its product as hypothetical. Bases 1 to 2373 code for a protein of 790 amino acids. NCBI's taxonomy places the organism in Eukaryota, Oomycota, Saprolegniomycetes, Saprolegniales, Verrucalvaceae. The record is from RefSeq and is a predicted model, not a curated record. Gene Ontology annotation, biological process: monoatomic ion transport. The transcript has 5 exons.
AUGACGGAUGUCAAGGUCGUGCCAACGAUGGCGGCGCAAAAGUACGCCGUGCAAGAUCAGGGGAUGAAGCGGGGAUCGUCGGCGCAGCUCGUGACCAAGAGCAGUGUCGCCGAAGCGGCCAAGGCGACCAAGGAGCCGCGCAACUACUCGUACAGUGCCUUGAUCGCAUACAAAGUCGACACGUUCAUUUCGACCCGUCGCGGACAAACCAUUUCGCUCGUCACGUUUGGCAGUGUGUUUACGUUGAUCAUGGCGUUGAUCAUGUUUUCCGUCGGCGACGAAGAAAUGCUCGACUUUGACGAAGCGCUGUGGAAUUCGUGGAUGUACAUGACGUUUCCAGGGGCGCAGCGAGACGCCAAUGGAUGGAGCCACCGCGCGAUUGCCAUGUUCGUCUCGAUCAUUGGGAUCUUAUUCUUUGCCGUGAUUCUUGGGUUUGUCGUCGACAGCGUGCGGGAAAAGAUGGACAGCUUGAAGAAAGGCAAAAGCCAGGUUGUAGAGGAAAACCACACGUUGCUCCUGGGGUGGACAGACAAGUCGGUCUACCUCAUUCGCGAACUCUGUCGCGCGAACGAGAGUGAAAAGGGCGGCGUCGUCGUCGUGCUGGCCGAAAUGGAGAAAGAAUACCUUGAAGCCGAGUUGCACUCGCAAAUGAGCAGCGAAGAUUUUCUCGGGACCAAGGUCGUGUUCCGAUCGGGGAACCCUCUCCUCAUCAUCGACCUGCUCAAAGUGUCCGCACACACCGCGCGCAGCAUUGUUAUCAUGGCAACGCUGGGCGAUGCCGACAAAUCCGACGCGUCCGUGCUUCGGAUCAUCCUGAGUCUCUUGGGCCUUCCUUAUCUUCGAGGACACAUUGUCGCGGAGGUGCGCGACAUUGACAACGAGCCCUUGAUUGCGCUAGUCGGUGGGGGAGUCGUCGAGACGUUGGUCUCCCACGAUGUGAUCGGCCGCCUUGUAAUCAUGUCUGCGCGUUCGCCAGGCCUGGCCAAAGUGUUUAGCUCGGUACUCGGGUUCGAAGGCAACGAGUUCUACAUCAGCGAAUGGCCACAGUGCGUGGGGGUACCGUUCGGCCAGCUACCGGAGCGAUUUAGGGCCGCCGUGCCCAUUGGAAUCGAGACGACUGACGGGGACGUUCAAAUCAAGCCCGACCCAACACGCCCAAUGGAGGCUGGGGAAAGCAUUGUUUUCUUGGCAGAGGAUAAUGACACUUACAAGGCUGAAGAGACCGCGAUCGCGAUCCCGACCACGCCGCCGCAUGCUUUGGUCACAUCCGAACGCCAGCUCGAGAAGAUUCUCAUGUGUGGGUGGCGGCGCGACAUUCGCGACAUGAUCAAGCUUCUGGACGACCUCGUGCUGCAAGGGUCCGAAGUCCACUUGCUGUGCGAAGAUCCCCCCAUCGAAGAGCGCGACAAGCAGCUAGUCGAGAGCGGCAUGGACCUGAGCACCCUCGUCAACAUCGAGCUGAUCCACCAAUUUGGGAACUCAGCUAUUCGACGGCACGUGGACCAGCUUCCACUCGAAAACUACACGAGUGUGAUGGUGCUGGGCGACCAGUCGCGCGAAAUGGACAUUCUCCACUCCGAUUCACAUUCGCUCAGCACGGUGCUCCUCCUUCGGGGGCUGCAGGCGGCGCGUAAGCGGCGGAUGCGGCGCCGCCUCUUCAACGAAACCGUCGACAUCGGGCUCACCAAGUGGAUGGGCAACAGGGACGAACACAUCUCGCAGUGCCCGUGCAUCACCGAGAUUCUCGAUCCGCGCACGCAAAAGACCAUCGCGAGCAACAAAACGAUUGCGAGUCACUCGGAAUUUAUCCAGUCGAACGAACUCGUGAGCUGCAUGUUGGCUAUGAUCUCGGAGAGCCGCAAAGUCAAGAAGAUCCUGAACGACCUCCUCGGCGCCACGGGCUGCUCGUUUCAGGUCGAACCGAGUGUCCGGUACUGCGACCCGACCGAGUCGCUCAGCUUCUUUCAAGUCGCCAAGCGAGCGCUUGUCCACGAUGAAGUCCUGUGCGGCUACCAGGGUCGCGCCGCGUCCGACAGCACUGUCCUGAAUCCGUCCGACAAAGAUGUGGCGCGGACGUGGAAGGAUAUCGACUUCGUCAUCAUUCGAGGAAGCCGUACACGCGAGGUGGCAAAUGAGAAGCUGAUCGACUCUGGCGCCGAAGCCUUUCAGGACGCUGCCCGCCACCGCCACGUGGCGGACCUGGUCGAGAAAAAUCACGUCGAGCAGGUGCAAGAGGAAAUCGCGAAGUCGCUGCAAGUGGGUUUCACCAGCGCGGACAACAGGGUCGUGGAAGUGACCAAGGAAGUGUUGCAGCGUUUGUCGGUCAAGCUGUCCGUGAUUCUGAAAGAAUGCGAGCAACACAAGGUGGCUUAA